Molecule: messenger RNA, 3213 nt
Organism: Aedes aegypti (yellow fever mosquito)
Lineage: Eukaryota; Metazoa; Arthropoda; Insecta; Diptera; Culicidae
Gene: Lint-1
Exons: 6
Coding region: 820-2760 (646 amino acids)
Molecular function (GO): protein binding
Source: RefSeq, a predicted model, not a curated record
GCGAUUGGAAGCGUAUUUGGAAGACUAUAAAUUAAAGUAUAAAAUAUCAUGGAACAUACUUUCAGUGCACUUUCCUGUUAAUUUAUUUUUUACGUGUAGUGCUCUAGACAACUAUGCAAAAACCAGACCUACCUUGAUCCGUGCUUCGCUGAAUGACCGCACCGUGGCGCUCCCAUCGCACGAGAGCACCAUCAAUGGGUAUGAAUGACGAGAUAUUCUCUUCCUUCUGAAAAAUACCUACCAAAUUGGCAAUUAAAUGCCGAGGGUCAGCUGUUAGAAGCCUCAUUACUUCGUAAACGCUUACUUUUGAUUGACCAGCGCGAUUAAAAUCUGCCCAGAAACUCGACCGGCUCCGGCGCCGGAAGUGCGUACCAAUCCAACACAAACCAUCAGCCAGCUUCCGCACAACCGUUGCGCGCGUUCGUUUGUCAUAAUCGUUCCUUUCAAAGCACCGUUUGUCACUACUUUCAAAGGGGAGAGAGGUUUCUGUUCCGCGAAGAGAGAGCUUCGCUGAUGUCUGCCUGCCAGAAGAGAAGUAAUCCAAAAACAACACGCAUAGUAGGCUAGAGGUCCAACUCGUCGCUUGAAAGAGAGCAGCCACAUAUCACAUCGCCGCCGCCGUCUACUUGGAUGGUCAUUCUGUCUGUCCCGUGGCUCGGUGAAUAUUAAUCGGAAAAAUUCGCGUCAGCCGCAAUCAAAGUUGCGUAGAUUGGUGAUUUGAGUGCAGAAACUGUGAAUAGAGGAACUAAUUAGCGAACUUUUGCAAUCACUGUUCAGGGGAGUGACAUUGGGAUAGUGGGUAGUCAGUGUGCAUUAUAAAUGGUGAAUCCAAGUCUGAAGGAGAAAAUGCUUCGGUUCCAGAUACCGAGCGACCUGAAGGACGACCUCGUCUACUGCCAGCGAUCUCUGCGUCACUUUGUCAAAGUGCAUCAGCUGCUGGCAUCCAAGUUGGCCAAUGGAUUAACGCAGAGUCAGAUAUCCAAGCUCAAGCGCUACCUCCAGGAGCUGGAGGGCGAGAUGAUCGACAUCGGCAACGAGCAGCGGCCGCUGGUUCGCGAGCUGGACCGCCUCGUGCGCGAGUACAUCAAGGAGGCGGCCGCCAAGGAGUUCGUCGACAUCGACCGGGAGGUGGCCAACGGGUACGUCACCCGGGCCCUGUCCGUCCACUACGAGAUGUCCUUCAACACCAAGUACACGCCGAAGACGGUCAGCGAUCGGCUGACCGAGGCCCAGCUGGUGCACAAGUACGAACUUGCUUCCUUCGAUGAACCGCAGCCGAAGAAAGAGAAGGACGAAUCUCAAAGUAGCAGCGGGUCGUCGAUUUCUCCGACCGCCACACAUCCGUACAAUCAGCGGCAGAUCUCGCUGCUCAAGCCGAAGGAGGAGCGGGUUGCUUCCGGAGGCAGUAAGAAUCUUCCGCCCUUCAACAACAUCACCUACUCGAACGCAAAGGCCCUGGUCAACGAGCAGGCUCUCAAGAAGAUCACGCCGGAGAACAUCGCCGUUCCGAAGAAGCUUAUCAAGGUCCCGCCGAAGAUCGAGAACCUUCCGCGUCCGGUUCCGAAGCUACCGGAAAUCGAUUGCUCCCCGGUCAAGCAGGAGGAAGACUACGAGCCGGAAGAACUUCCGGCAACCGUCGCCAUCAAGAAGAGCCGUAUGAAUCUGCUCCAGGCGUUGAACAAGGCCAAGAACAGCAGUCUGACCCUGAGUCAACCAUCGGAGGAUCCACCGAAGGCCGGAUUUGCCACCCGUCAGAAGGGCAUGGUCAAGACCAGAAGCGAUCCUCUGCCCGGAUCACGCAGCAAGCGUCCGUCCAGCGGAGCCUCGUCCGACUCGUCCCCGAAUUCGCGCUCUUCCACGCCCCUUUCGGUGAAGGCCUCGGACGAUUCGUCCGUCGAUCGGGCCCCGAUGCCCAUAGAGGAGUAUUGCGAACCGCAGCCGACGGACAUUGCCGAACUGGAGCAGCCCGUCUUCCUGAAGUUCUUCGGACUGCUUACCCUGGACGAGAGCAAAGCGCUGGCCACGCGGAAGACCGAGCGGAAACGGCGCAGCUGCAACAGCACCGAGCGGAAGGAUUUUCACUACGGAAAAAUCGACUACUAUGAGCAGCAAAUAUCGCACAUUGCCCGGCGCCGGAAUAAACGGCCGACCCUGUACUCGCCACCUUCGACCAGGGGAGUCAAGAAGCGGAAGCACUUCGAUCUGAUUGCCUCCAGUACCGGGGCGGGAUCGAUCCGAGCAGGCGGGUCGGGAACCAGCGGUCAGCAGCGGGAACAGCAGGCGCAGCAACGGGUCGGAAGCGGAUCGGUCACCGGCGGGGACGCGUCCAAGUCAGUGCUGGCCGGCCUGGAGAACAAAAUUUGCAUCGUCUGCAACAAAUCGGGUUCCCCGGAUAGUCUGAGCGCGUGCGUCUACUGCUGCAACAUCUACCACCUGCGUUGCCACAGCAACAGCAUCUUCAAUCCGCAACUGCUGCGCCAGCGGGAUAACAUCUGCCCGGUUUGUCUGCAGAAGAAGCAACAGGCCGCCGUGGCGCUCCAGAACCAACAGCGGGAUCAAAUGCUGCGCAAACGGUUGCUGCGACGCAACGCGCAGCAGAGGGCGCGCAACGAGCGGCUGCAGCAGCAGAUGAACGUGCUGGAGGAGGAGUUCACCGUCAAGCAGGCAGCGCGUCGGAUUUUGCUGGAGCAGGAACGCUGCACCCGGGACCAGAUCGCGCAGCUGAUGAACUACGUGCGCACGCUGCGGCACGAGCAGUGAGAUACCCAGCGAUGCUUCGUUGAAGCCCCCAGGCCAUUCAGUACAAAUGUGUGCGCGGAUUCCACGCCAAGCUCUUCCAUCCGUUUUUGAUUUUGAUUUCAUUUUAUCUCUUUUUUUUCUUUUCUUUUUUUUAUGUUACAUUGCGUCUGCUUAUUAUUUCGCAAGAAACUGCCACAUUUAGUUGUAAAAGCUUAUUGAUUAUUUAUAUGAACACAUCUUCAUUAUUCGUUUCUGCCGAUAUCAGGUUGUUGAAGACCUGUCGGGCAUUGAAGAAGAGAGACAGAGAAAGAUCUAGACAGCUAGAUGUUUAUUGGAUUUAACGUAUCAUUGUAUUUGUAUUUAUAAUAGUUGUAAUACACUCUGCCAGCAAUAUCAUUGAACAGUACUGAUUAGUGGAAAACUAGAUGGAUUGAUUGGAAAUAAAAAGACGUUAUGAUAGAUUGUAAUAAUUUA